This is a messenger RNA of Porites lobata, 8514 nucleotides long. Lineage: Eukaryota; Metazoa; Cnidaria; Anthozoa; Scleractinia; Poritidae. The record is from the annotation of a GenBank genome assembly.
AUGACGUUUUGCGUGCUUCGUAGAAGCAGAUCUUUUGCCAGCAAACUGCUUCUAACUGCAGCCGCAGCUUUAAGCGUUACUCCAAGAGUGACAAUGGCUGAACUCUGCACAGAUGGUGGAAAGUGCAACGAUGAAGUGGAGAAGGCCAAACUUGCUGCUGAGGCUGCGGAGAAGUACAAGCCUGAGGACUCGAUAUUCAUGAAGAUCAUUCGGAAAGAAAUCCCUGCUGAUAUAGUGUACGAAGACGACAAGGUUUGUUCUCCUACUUUGUAAUGGUCGUUUUAACAUUUGUGGUCUUAAAGACUCAGAAGCUUUCGGGGUUGGGGGGCGGUGGUGGGUACUCCGUAUUUCAAGGGCAGGAUGAUUAAAUGGGGGCGAAAGUCAAAACAACAAAAGCCCCGGGGAUACUGACAAAACUGAAAAAUUCCCCAGACGAAAAAUAGAAUCCGCAUAAAAUCCCAUCCUGAAUUCCCAUUCCUUGAAUAAAGUUGAUUAAAGCAAAAGGGAAUUCCUGUCCAGGGCUCGAAGAAAGUCCAUCGGAAAGUUUGGGACAAGUAGAUUUUCUUGUGGGAAAAGUGACUUUUAAAGCUUAUUUGCCCAAUGAGCAAGGAUCCAGGCAACUAAUUAAAUCAUUAACAAAGCCAUGCAAGAAGUGGCCCCAGGCAAGCGAACUGCUGUCGUGAUAUAACCGGGCAAUAAACAUGAAGAAUAAUGAGAUAUCAACUACAUAAUUGUGUUCUUGUUGAAUACGUCCUGAGACACUUAAUGGAGUAUUUUAUUACUGUUUUUUAGCCUGCAUUGUAGAUACUCUAAACCACCUGUACAGAGUGUCUGCAAAUUUGUGCACAUCAUCGUGUUCAGAGAGUCGCAAGGACAUAUGUUGAUGUUUUUGAUUUGCUUGUCUCUUUUGCAGUUUGUGAUUGGUCUGAUUUGAAAAAAGUGUUGACAGGCCAAACAUGAUUCAUAGUUUAUAGUAGUGUGAAAUGAGUGACCUUACAGUUAGCCUUUAAUGAACAACAGAGAGACCCUGUUAAGGAAUUCUGACAAGUGCUAUGGGCUUGACUUAAGGCAAACAAAAUGAUGACAAACAGCAUAAAGAAGGGUUGAAACUGUCUAAUUUGGCCCAUCUUGUUUUUCUUGAGAUAAAGUGAGUCUUUGGACUGGAGUGUGAUGUUCUUUAGUUUCUCUGUUGGUAAUUCCUUUUGUUUUGGCUUUUAAGAACAGUUUAUAAUGGGCAGUGCAUCUGCAGUGAUUAGAAGACACUGGAAAAUCAAGGACUGUCUGUAACACAGGAAAAAAUAACGGAUUCCCAUUUUUGGAUAUUUUAGGGUAUUUAAAGAAUACCCAUAAAAAUCCCAAAUUUGGCAAAGUGAGACAAGUCCCAACGAGGGAAUUCCCAACCAAGUUCCCUGAUUGGGACUUGUCUCACUCUUCCUAAUUUGGGAUUUUUGUGGGUAUUGUUUAAAUACCCUAAAAUAUCCAAAAAUGGGAAUCUGUUAUUUUUUCCUGUGUAACCAGUUGGCAAAUUGACAAACACAUUUUGGCCUUCGAGGAAUAUUCUAUCAAAGUAUUUUCCUGUUCAGGAAGAAUAAGGCUUUCAAGUUUGAACUGCUCUUUGCCAACUUUCGACCUGCCCGAAUCCAACCAUCAUGCACUCAUAAGAAUUGGGCCAGUCGUGAAGUGCGUAAGAAACCCUCUUAUCACAAAUGCUCUAUCUAAUACAGCUGUGGUAGUAAUUUUGCCAAAUCUUUGUUAAUAGCCAGGUAGUUUAUGUAUAAACUUGGGAGGUAUUGACCCUGAAAACCCCUAUCCAGCCACCUUAAUAUUUUAUUUUUCUGACUUUCUGUCAUCCCUGCUUUUUUCACUUUCCUUCCCCCAUUGUUGUCGUCAUUGUUGUUUUUUGGGAGGGGGGCAGGGAGAAGGUGUGAUUACUAGGCUUCAUUUCAUUGGGAAAAGUGGUUGCAAAGGCCCCCAGGAUCAUGAAAUUGUUUUCAAAAAAAUGUACAUGGAUGCUGAAAGAUGAGUUUCAUGGGAUUUUUCCUGUUUAAGGUACCUGUUUUUGCAUUUUUCUCUGGCAUUUGUUGGCUGUGAUCUUUUACCCUUGUGCAAUAAUUUUUGUAUACCCCUUAAACUUAAUGAUGUGAGAAGUUGUACCAGGUUUGCAUGAGUGGUUACUGGGAUUUGAGGUGUGAGUGUUUUCUUAAGACAAUAUUUUUCCAUUCAUUGAAAAAAAUUAAUACCAGUGUAAAAUUGUGAAAGUCCUGAUUGUUUGUUAGUGAAACAUUUUUUGUUGCGAUCAUUUUCGAACCUUGUUCAGAUGACAUUAUUUAAACUGAAUGAGACAAUAGGCCAUUUGCAUGAUGGUGUGAUGUUACUACUACGACCAGAAUCCGAAGUUGUGUUUCAGGGCUGCAAAUAACGGCCGGUCAACGGACAAUGUCCGGCCUGAUCGCUGACUUGACCGGUCAAACUCCGGUCUUGCCGGUCAUUUUGACCGGUCAUUUUGGAUACAAACACUUUAUUUUUCAUACAGUUGUCGCUGAAUGCUCUAUAACGCUGCAAUGAUUUCUUUUUUCUUUGGCGGUUUUUUGCUGCUUUGCACUAAACCCUUCUAAGAAAAAGAACGCCGCAAUAAAUUAAUUUCAUGUCGUCAUGUUGUAAUCUAAUGCAACAAAGUGAAUAACAAACUGAGUUGGAAAGUAACGCAACGUUGCAAGUCAUACUGUACUUUCGGCUUUGCUGUAAUCAGCAAUGUGACCUUUGGGAAUUCGAAGGAAUUCAGGCAAAUCGAUCGCAAUUCUCAACAGGUCGUCCUGUGUUUCUCCGGGAAUAAAGGUUAGCACAUCGAUUAAUAAUAAUUUCUUUUACGUCGAACAUGAAUCUCGUUUGCAGACACGAUUCCAGAAUGGUCUGAUAAAAAUUUAAGCUACUCAAGAGGGAAGGUCGUUGUCUAUCGCGGCGCUAGAUUCUCGUUCUUGUAAACAACUUUAUGCAAAUUUCUGUUGACAUUUGAGCCCUUCGCGAUAAAAUGUUGCGCGAUGACCCAAAUUUAUUUGUUGACUUCUGAUCAUCAACACGCUGUUUGUGGAACAAACUUCUCGCCAAUGCAAAUCAACUUCUUUGCCGAAAAUAUCAGUGACGAUUCUUCUUUGAGGAAGUGACUUUCGAUCACGUGCCAGGCAAGGAAAAAAAUCAAGUUUCACCGAUGUUCAUUUCGGAACAUCAACGUAAAACAAACGUGUGCAGAUUUUGUAAAAUAACCCAAUUUUUUUGUUUUUUUUUUUUCCCGUAAUUUCUGAAGUUUGCUGAACUGUAUGUGUAUUCCGUUUCCUGAACCUUGGGAGUUUGAAAAGGAUUUACGCUUCACUUUUUACCUCUAGAGACUUCAGACGCCGCCGUGCAAUGAUACUCAAGGUAGAAUGUAACAUUAAAACGCGCGAAAACCGCGGAAAGGAACUCUACAACGUGCGAAUGCAUUUUUCACCAAUUUGCUGUCAAAAAUGUGAACGUCAAUGUAGUAAUAAUGAUCUAUUGCCAGCAUAAUUGGAUAUUCCUUAGGCAAAAAAAAAUUAUUAGUAUUCAUUAUUUGACCGGCCAGAAUCGGGGUUUGUCCGGGCUAAAUAAUAUUUGGCCGGUCAUCAUGACCGGCAACCUGCUGUCCGUUAUUUGCAGCCCUGUUUUUGCUUUCUUGUACAAAUUAGGGCUUUUGUUAUUUAAACCUCGCUGGGAUGACCAAAUUUAAAUGUGAAAAGAAAAAUGAAAGGAAUUCUGGUUGUAGUACAGGGCUUGAAAUAACGGCCGGUCAUCGGACAAUGUCCGGUCAGAAUCGAGCAUUGUCCGAGCAAAUCCGUGGAUGACCGGACAUGUUGUCCGGUCAUUUGGGCUUUCAAAGAAAAUUCAAUUUUGAGACAAUCAUGAUGGAAAUUUAUUCAAUCUUAUCAUGUUCCCAAAAAAGAUAUUAACUAGAGGGACUUUUGUUUGUGAAAUUGAUCACAUUUCCUGUUGUCAGUCGCGACCGCAAAUUGGCUACUGCUGUGCGUGUUGUAAAGUGCUCAAGAUUGCACGCCCCGCUGCGCCGAAAAUAACCCGCAUAGCAUCUGGUGCCAACAAGAGCAAAAAAAAGAAAGACCCAGAGUGACAGUAUAAUGAAUUAGGCCACCCUCUUGCUCCAAUAAAACUUCACAAAUGUAACAUUAAAAUAAAAGGCUUUGAGUUUUAAUGAAGUACCGUAAACAUAAAAAUAGAGUUUGUCUUUAUUUCGCCCUGUCCGUAAAUUUGUUGCGUAUAUAUCACUAAACGACUAAUUCACAAGGUUAACUCAACAUUCAUCACCCUGUUCUCUUUGAAAUACAUUAUGUAUAAGUUUUAACGCAUUCAAAUGCAAAUGAAUGCCCACUACCACGAUUUUUUGUGCGAAUGGCGAUGUUACUUCGGCCAGCAGGUCGUGCCGAAGGAUACGAUUAUUUUCAUUGCGCAACGUGUAAGAGAUGUAACGGAGAAUUUACAAAAUGUAUAUGACACUCAAAAGAAACGUUAACCAACAAAAUUAUAUGAGCUGAAAGUUCAUGCUCCCCAUUCUAAAGACAUUCUAAAAUGCAAUUCUAUAUGUAGACAAAUGAGAAAUGUAUUUCUGGAAAUCCUGAACAAAGUGCAAACAGUAAAUAAAUGAGAGAUUGAUUUAUUGAACCAAACGAUUUCACAAGUUUAUUUGCCCGUUGAAAUUAUUUGUCGAAACAAAGCAGCAUUUGCUAAAAUGUAAAUGUUGUACUAUAAAGUUGAAGGUUACGUUUUGUUAGUGAUUUGGUCAGGUUUCAACCAAACGUUAACGAUGAGGUUGUGUCUUGCAAUCCACGUGUCUGACUUACAAUGUAACAGAAGAAAGAGUAAUAAAACUACAACUUCUAAUUUUUUGCACACUCGAUUUGUUUUGAGCAACUAGAGUUGCUGUUGCUGAAAAUGAGACAGAUCAUGUAACUUGCAAAAUGGAGCCUCUAUUGCAACUAGUUAAGAUGGAUUAAAUUUUUGUCCGGCCAAAAAUGCCUAUGUCCGAGCAAAAUCACGUUUGACCGGACAAUGUGUCCGGCGCCUGCCCAAUAGUUAUUUCAAGCCCUGUAGUAGGAAAAUGACACCAUCCUGCAAAUGGGGUAUUUAUUUUUCUUUGAGGUGGAGUGGGUACUUCUAUAGCCAUUAUGAAUGUGGCUAUUUUCCCUUUGGUCAAUAUAAUUUUUAAACUUUCAGUAUGUUUUCUCGAAUUUGUUACUCAGAAUUGGGGUUUCACUGCCUUGUUUCUUCUUAGAUGAUACUAAUGAGUCAGUUUUUGACUGACAGGCUGUUGCUUUUCGGGAUGUCAAUCCUGUUGCACCCAAACAUAUUCUGGUAAUACCUCGAAAACCACUGAUGCAGCUAUCAUCAAGCACUGAAGAAGACAUUCCUGUAUGUAUAUCCUUAUCUCGCUGCUGUUAACUGAUAAGCUUUACACAAUGUACAUGUAGGAGUAUAAAAUUUUAAUCAAUGUACUUUGUUGUUUAUUGGGUUCUUUACCAGCUAGGAUUGCAGUGUGGGCUAUUCUACAAAGUGGCAUAUGUCACUACACUAACACACCAAAAUAUAGGUGUUGCACCUGACUAAAAAAGCAAAAUGAUGCUGAUGUUAUUAACUUAAGUGUUUGCUGAAUUAUUUUAUGGAGAUUGUUAUAACAAGUACACAUUAUAAAUUUUAGUGCAUUCUUAGUUGGACAGAGGCAUUUCAUCCGUAAAGGCCAACUGGUUUUCAUUAGCUAAAGGCUGAGUUCAGCAAAUGACUUUUUGUAUCAUCUCUAUCCUCGUGUGUAAAAAGAAUUAUCCAUGGCUACUUGAUCCUUUAUUGUACCCACUUUUAUUCCCUUUCAGCUUCUAGGUCAUUUGAUGUGGGUGGCAAAGAGUGUUGCAGAGAAAGAAAAUCUGAAUGAAAGUGGAUAUAGGCUAGGUAGGUAAUCACUAACUCUUUUAAUUAACCCUUUACAGGGACACAGUCAGCUGUGGGACCAAGCUGACCUGGACACUGCUUUUACCAGUUUGAAAAGCAUUUACCUCAACCCAAAAUCAUAUGUAUGCGUCAGAUGCAUCUAGAAAUCUGCUUUAAUCUUGCCUAAUGUUUCAUUUGAUCCUCGAUCUUUUACUGAAAACCUCUUUUUGAACAAACUUUUACUCAUCCUAUAACAUUAUUUUAUCAUAUUUGGUUAAACACAGUAUCCAAAGGAACAUGAAAAGAAGAGGUGGAAAACGUGUAGGCGCCCGGCAGGAGAAAUCGCCUGCGUUGACCAAAAUAACAAGCGAAAAGAAUCAAUUAACAUUUCAGAGCAAAUCAUGGUUAUAGGGGGGUGAAUAGGGGUAUGCAAAUCCGCCGAUCCGUGUUCUUUUUAGGCCCAAUCCGUCUAUCCGACUUAAUUUUUGUUCAAAUCCGAAUCCGCGUUACUUUAAAAAGUUUUCGUGGUAUAUAGAAAGUAGCGUUGUAGCGUGAAUAAAUGGAUUACUUAAUAUAGUUGUUAUGUAAUCGUAACAGAUGCGGGACUUCAUGUUUGAAAAGUUUUCGUUGUAGCUUCAAAACAUUAAGCAUUAGGGACAGAGCUUAUAAUGUUUCUUCCAACAAUACAGAUUUGACUAAUCAAAUAGUCUGCAAGCUUGCAAAAUGAAAGUAUCUGGUACUGCGUAAAAGAUUUUUCAAUAAAUUUACUUACUGGCAUCACUUUGGACAUGCUUCUGGUCGAGCCGCAAAAUUCUGAAGAGGCAGAACUCAACUUCAUGGUAAUUUGCUUACCAGUAAGUAUUUUCCAUGGUUCAUCUUUUGCCAUGUUUGCCCUCAACCAAGAUGGCAGCAGAAACUGUUGAAAGGUCUAUUAAGUUAACGAUCAAGACAAGCAAACUAGCUGAAAUAGCUUCGAAGAACAUAAUUUAUAUCAGUUCAUGUAUAAACCAAAUAUAAAACUUACUGAACAUGCUCGCGUAACACUUCCCCACUGACUGGAAUCGACGCAGCAUCGAAACUUAUUUUUUUUAAUAAAGUCAUCGCCUUUGGCACCUUUGUGGUAGAAAAAGGCUACACACUCGAUAGUUCUAGUUUCCAUUUUGCAAUUUAGACAAUUUACAUGAACGCAUUCACAGAUCUUGUCAGGUCAAUUAGCGUCACCACCAUUACCUGAACCAUGUGUCACCAUGCAGGAACCAUGCCCAAGGUUGCCUGACGUCAUUUCUGUCAUGCUGUCUAUACUAGAAUACAUGUAUAUGAUUCAGGUCACGAGAAAGUCUCUUCAGGAAACCUCGGAAGUGGAACGUUAGCCGACAAAACACCAGCACAUUGACCAAGGCCGACCGAAAAUUUGAUGAUCCGAUCCACGAUCCGAACUUCUAGACUGACAGAAUCUGGAAAGCGGGCCAAAACUUUCAGCUGACCCGCAAUCCACGGUAUUUUUCAAAUCCGCGAAUCUGCUCGAUUUAUCGCCGAAAUCCACAGUCCGUGAGCUUUUUAAGGCCAAAUCCGCGGAUCUGCGGACCUAUUCACCCCCCUCUAUAUUUGGAAAAUCAAUGGAGAACGGUUAUAUAUAUUUCGUAAAUCAAGCUUUCUUGACCUUGAACCUUUGACAAUGAUUCAGACUUUGUGUCAUUUCUCACCUCUAAUGAUUCUUUGAAUUCGGAAGUAUUUGUAAGUGUUUGGCUUUCUAUGGAAAAGUUCAUCGGUGAAUUCUAAAUAGUACAUAAAAAUUGAGUGCUCUGAUAUGACUUAGGGUCUAUAAGCGUACGAUUUGGACUUGGAAUUUGUCUAACUCCACAACACUUGUUUAGUAGGUAUUCCGGAUGCACUUCUCACUCUCUGUUCACAUGCGUCUUGUGAUAUUCAAAUCAGCUAAGAAAUGGUAUCUUAUGCACAUGUGCAUCAGUAGACUGUGACCAACAUCAAAACAAUGCUCUCGUAUACUAACAAUAUCCAUACAUCAAUUCAAGAGAAAAGAUUAUGAGAAUAAUAUAUUAAUAAAAUGAAAACCACAAAAAAGAUGCUUAAAUCUUUCAUCCUAUUCUCUCAACUAAUUCUUUGAGGAAAUGUAUGGAGACCAGUCUGGAGAAUAUAUAUGUGGAUCUUAGUGCUUAAAGGGUUAAUCACAAGAAUAAACUGAAAAUUCCAAGUGGAAACUGAAAAUUCCAAGUGGGGUUUGGAAAAACAUGAUGACAGAGCCCCCUUCCCCCUGCCCCACCCAGGAUCUGACUGGCUUUUUCUGUUUGCUUUCAGUCAUCAAUAAUGGACGGGAUGCUGCCCAGUCAGUUUAUCAUCUUCAUAUCCACAUUCUUGGUGGACGACAGAUGUCAUGGCCACCAGGCUGAGUCACCAAACAAAUAGAUUAUAGUCACCAGUAUGUUCAACGUUCAGUAGGGAUCAGUUUUAAAAACUAAAAGGCAGGAUCAGCAGGGGUGAAGGAGAAACUUCAUAAAACUAGAAGUGUAUUUUGAUAUCCUUGUGUGAAAUAAAUAAAAAUCAAAUAAAGGC